GUCAAAAACUUCAGCUGAUAGAAGCUCCCGAAUGUUGUUGUAAACAACAGUUUUCUGAUAAAAUUUUGGGAUCUUCGUUCUGUGAUUCAGUUUUAAAAGUUAUUUUAACGCUUACCGGUGAUUAAUCUUCGUGAAAUGGAGAAAAUCAAUUUGAACUUAUCGACGCGCCCGAAAGUAAGCAUCCUGGACAAACCGCUGAGCCGUGGAAAGGGGGAAGUUUCAUUAAGCUGCUACGCGUUGCUGUUCUCCGAAGUGGUCCAGUAUUCCCAGAGUCGGGUCAACACCAUUCCAGAUUUACAGAAUAAGCUACAUGAUCUCGGGAAGGAUGUUGGUUGCAGAAUAAUAGAUUUGUAUUUCGUUAGGGAACGCAGUUCUAAGAGGGAAACUAAACUGAUUAAUAUGCUGUUGUUCAUUAAGACUACUCUGUGGAAGACUUUGUUCGGAAAGGAUGCGGACAAACUGGAGCAUGCCACCGAUGACGAGUGCACGUACUACAUCAUCGAGAAGGAACCGCUGGUCAAUAAAUUUAUCAGCGUGCCGAAAGAUAAGGGUUCGCUGAAUUGUGCCGUCUUCGUGGCCGGCAUUAUUCAGGCGGUACUAUCAAACUGUGGCUUUACAUGUCAAGUUUCCGCUCACUGGCACAAAGGCACCACUUAUAUGGUCAAGUUCGAAGAUCACGUUAUUAGCAGAGACAAACAGUUGGAGGAAAAAUAAACAUGUUUUUCAAUUUAUUACAUUACCAAUC
This is a messenger RNA of Aedes aegypti (yellow fever mosquito), 745 nucleotides long. It is a transcript of the gene Trs31, whose product is annotated as trafficking protein particle complex subunit 5. The coding region runs from base 136 to 714 and encodes 192 amino acids. The transcript has 4 exons. NCBI's taxonomy places the organism in Eukaryota, Metazoa, Arthropoda, Insecta, Diptera, Culicidae. Gene Ontology annotation, cellular component: TRAPPII protein complex; TRAPPI protein complex; TRAPPIII protein complex. Gene Ontology annotation, biological process: endoplasmic reticulum to Golgi vesicle-mediated transport. The record is from RefSeq and is a predicted model, not a curated record.